GCCAGGCAUUGUCUGACAUUCCGUCGCAAAUUUCACUAGUAAUUUCAUUCUACUUUUCGUGUUGUUUUAACUUAACCCAGCAUCGAGUUUUCUUGAUUUUCUUUGCACAAAUAAAACUCCAAUUUGAGCGCGAUUCUGCUGAACCACAGUGCUAGCUGCCCAACAGUAGACAACACCAUCAACGAGCUGCACCAGUCCGACAGGAGGCAGUAGGAGCGGAGUGGUGAGUCACUUGUGCUAACCCGCGCACGUAGCCAGUCGUCGGUGAAACGUCAGAGUCAAUAAACAAAAGUUGCCGGUAGCUGGAAGCGAUUUCUGGAAGCGAGUCUGUGCAGGGUGUGCGGCGGGCCAUAAUACAAUCAGGCGGAUCAGACAGACGACGACAGCGACAACGACAACGACAACGACAUCGACAUCGACUACGGAACGUGUCAGCGUCAACCAGAAUUCUACCAUGUGGCUGCUACUGUUGUGCUUUGGCCUGAUCUUCAGCUACGGCCUGGUCGCAUUUCAAGCAUUUUACCUGGGCCUGCUGGAUCGCAUCUUCAUCUGGACUUCGCGCUAUCUGACCGAGGAGAUACUGGCCAAUGAGCGCAAGGAACUGCAGAAGUUGGGCAAGGACUGGAAACGGAACCCAAAGGCUAAGGGCCAGCAGAAGUCGAAGCAGAACAAACGCAAGAGAAACAAAAAACAGUUGCUGCGACCGGUGAGGGGUGUUCUGUGCGAGCAGAUGCAGAUGUGCUGCGACAUGAUAGCCGAGGGCAUGGGCCUGGUAAUGGAGGACGAAGUGGCCCCGCGAUUUGUGUCGGCCCCCCUGCCGCCGGGCAAGUGGAAUCUGCUCACCCGUGACCUGAACGUGCCAUUGGGGAUGCUCAGCUUGCGCCUGAAACUGGUCUGGCUGCUGGCACUGCUCUUUCGCUACGUACUGCUGAUGCCGCUGCGUACGGUGACCUGUCUGAGCUGCCUGCUGGUGGUGCCAACGACCACCGCCGUGAUUGGUGUGCUGUGCAAAUUGCCGUGCAAUCGCCGCGCGUCCAGGUGGCUGCUGCGCCAGUGCCUCAACAUGACCGCAAACUUUGUGCCGAUACUGCGUCGCUACCACAAUCCCGAGAAUCGCCCCACCAAGGGCAUCUGCGUGUGCAACCACACCAAUCCACUGGACGUGCUCAUCCUCUCGUGCGAUGUGCACUACUCGCUGACCGGCCAGCGGCACGACGGCAUUCUCGGUGUAUUCCAGCGCUCGUUGUCGCGCGUCUCGCCGCACAUGUGGUUCGACCGCCGGGAGCCCGAGGAACGUGAGGCUCUCGGCGAGGCACUGCGCAAGCAUGUGCAGUGCCCGGACAAACCGCCCAUUCUGCUGUUCCCCGAGGGCACGUGCAUCAACAACAGCGCCGUAAUGCAAUUCAGGAAGGGCAGCUUCUCCGUCAGCGACAUCGUCUACCCGAUUGCCAUACGCUACGGCCGCCGCUACGGCGAGGCCUACUGGGACAGCACCCGCUACUCGAUGUUCCGCUACAUGCUGAUGCUGGUCACCGCCUGGUGCCUCAGCUGUGACAUUUGGUAUCUGCCGCCAGUGGCCCGUCUGCCCAACGAGUCGCCCGUGAACUUUGCCCAUCGCGUCAAGGGCAUGAUAGCCGACCAGGCAGGCCUCGACAAUCUGCCCUGGGAUGGCAAUCUGAAGCGCGUCAUAACCGAUCGCGACUGGUAAUAAUUGUAAUAAUUGUAUUUAAAUAAUCGCCAAAUAAAUGGCAUUUGCAUGAGGCUGCCACUAAGAUUG
This is a messenger RNA of Drosophila obscura, 1777 nucleotides long. RefSeq names its product glycerol-3-phosphate acyltransferase 4. Gene Ontology annotation, biological process: triglyceride biosynthetic process. Bases 455 to 1708 code for a protein of 417 amino acids. The transcript has 2 exons. Gene Ontology annotation, molecular function: glycerol-3-phosphate O-acyltransferase activity. The record is from RefSeq and is a predicted model, not a curated record. Gene Ontology annotation, cellular component: endoplasmic reticulum. NCBI's taxonomy places the organism in Eukaryota, Metazoa, Arthropoda, Insecta, Diptera, Drosophilidae.